AUAAGAAGACGAGGAGGCGUGGUGCAUGAAUAAAAAGGCAUGUCAAACUAGCAAGCACAGCUCAAAGUCCCUUCAUAGAGACUCAAGAAAAUACUAACUACAGCCGUUUCUGGUUUGUACAGAAGAAGCUGGUUGUCCUCUGACAGCAAGAAGUCUGAAGAAGCUAUCAUUGAAAAAGACAUCAUGAAGACUCUUCCAGUCAUUCUGCUUCUAGCACUGGUUGCUGUGGUAGCCCUUGCAUAUGACUCAUAUGAGAGCCACGAGUCACUUGAAGUAUACGAUCCCUUCCUGAAUUCAAGAAAAGCCAACUCAUUUAUGAAUUCCCAGGCCAAAAACCAGCGUAUGAACGAGAGAAUCCGCGAGCGCAACAAGAGCCCCCGAGAGCGCCAACGAGAAGCUUGUGAAGACUAUGAUCCUUGUGAAAGAUAUGCUUUACGUUACGGGUUCUCUGCUGCCUACAAGCGUUACUUUGGACAGCGUCGCGGAGAGAAGAAAUAGAAAAGAAUCAUAAUGGAAAACAAGGUUUAUGUAGAAGGAAGGAUUAAGGCAUCUUAGUGGGGCACUUCUGCGUUCUGUCCUAGCUCUGCCAAACCAAAGAAUAUAUAUGUCUCUAUGUUGCAGUCACUCCCUGGCAUUACUAUGUGUACAAUUACGUUGCAUUCAGUGACAUAUUGAGUGUGUCCAUGCUAAAUUCUCUUACUUUUAGAAAAUGUCAUGAUUUAAAAAUAAAAUGCUGCUUUUAUAAAUAUU
This is a messenger RNA of Xenopus tropicalis (tropical clawed frog), 750 nucleotides long. RefSeq names its product matrix Gla protein (gene mgp). Gene Ontology annotation, cellular component: extracellular region; extracellular matrix. Bases 184 to 498 code for a protein of 104 amino acids. Lineage: Eukaryota; Metazoa; Chordata; Amphibia; Anura; Pipidae. Gene Ontology annotation, molecular function: calcium ion binding. The transcript has 5 exons. Gene Ontology annotation, biological process: regulation of bone mineralization. The record is from RefSeq and is a predicted model, not a curated record.